GGGCCGGCUGGAGCAGGGAGCCGCUGCAGGGACUGGUACAGACUGGUACAGGGUCUCACUGGGUCUCACUGGGUCUCGCUGGGUCUCACAGGGUCUCACUGGGUCUCACUGGGUCUCGCUGGGUCUCGCUGGGUCUCACUGGGUCUCGCUGGGUCUCGCUGGGUCUCACUGGGUCUCGCUGGGUCUCGCUGGUCCUGCUGGUCCCCCAGAGGAGCAGGACACUCACCAUAACUGGAUUAACUUUUUUUCUAAGUUGGACUUCAGAAGCACAAUGCCAAACUGGGGAGGGGGCAACAAGUGCUCGGCGUGCCGCGGGACCGUCUACCACGCCGAGGAGGUGCAGUGUGACGGGAAGAGCUUCCACAAAUGCUGCUUCCUGUGCAUGGUCUGCAGGAAGGGUCUGGACAGCACCACCCUGGCCAGUCACGACCAGGAGAUCUACUGCAAGUCCUGCUACGGCAAGAAAUACGGCCCCAAAGGCUACGGCUACGGACAGGGGGCGGGCACGCUCAACAUGGACCGCGGGGAGCGGCUGGGAAUCAAACACGAAGGGACUCACACUCACAGACCCACCACCAACCCAAACCCCUCCAGAUUCGCCCAGAAGUUCGGCGGCUCGGAGAAGUGCGGGCGGUGUGGCGACUCGGUGUACGCGGCGGAGAAGGUCAUGGGGGCGGGGAAGCCCUGGCACAAGAACUGCUUCCGCUGUGCAAAGUGUGGGAAGAGCCUGGAGUCGACCACCCAGACGGAGAAAGACGGAGAAAUCUACUGCAAAGCCUGCUACGCCAAGAACUUCGGGCCCAAAGGCUUCGGGUACGGGCAGGGAGCCGGCGCUCUGGUGCACGCUCAGUGACGAAGCUCCACCGCCUCCACCUCCCAAUAAACACCACGGAGCGAACACACACACAUUUGACUGUAUUU
This is a messenger RNA of Salarias fasciatus (jewelled blenny), 921 nucleotides long. RefSeq names its product cysteine and glycine-rich protein 2 (gene csrp2). The transcript has 6 exons. NCBI's taxonomy places the organism in Eukaryota, Metazoa, Chordata, Actinopteri, Blenniiformes, Blenniidae. The record is from RefSeq and is a predicted model, not a curated record. Gene Ontology annotation, molecular function: structural constituent of muscle; actinin binding. Gene Ontology annotation, biological process: sarcomere organization; muscle tissue development. Gene Ontology annotation, cellular component: Z disc; nucleus; cytoplasm. The coding region runs from base 272 to 853 and encodes 193 amino acids.